UUCAUCUUUGGGGUUCGCUGGAGUGUGUUGCUAUGUGGACCACGUGAAUUCAGGGAACUCAGUGAUGGAUUAAAUCCGACUUUCUGGCCAAGAAGAUUGUCACUUGUGAUCCUUUUUAUUUGGGGUCUCGAUUGAUUUUAUUGUGAAAUGGGGAAGCCGGAGAAGAAAAGGAGUGUGUGUGAUAAAGUGCGCAGGAGCAGUGCACAUGCUCAGAUUAAGACAAACCCGUUUGAGGUGAAGAUUAACAAGAAGAAGUUUGAUGUUUUGGGACGAAAAGGCAAACAUGAUGUGGGACUGCCAGGCGUGUCUCGCUCUAAAGCUCAUAACAAGCGUAAACACACUCUGCUGAAGGAGUUCAGAAUGAAGCACAAAGCGAACUCGUUCAUCGACCGCCGUUUUGGAGAGUACGACACCAAGAUGGCCCCUGAGGACAAAAUUCUGCAGAGAUUUGCCAUGGAGAGACAGCGUGCUCAGGUGAAAAAGGAUGUGUUUAAUUUGAAUGAUGAGGAGGAGUUGACGCAUUAUGGACAAUCUCUGGCUGAGAUGGAGAAGUUUACAGAUGGAGUGGACAGCGAGAGCGACUCAGAGGAGAAAGGCCUACUGUCCGCUGAAAUCACUGCGUCACACUUCGGAGGAGGCGGAGGACUGCUAAGGAAGAAAACCAGUGAAGAAGAGGAGGAAAAAAACAAAACGCGUCAGGAGCUCAUCGAGGAGCUCAUCCUCAAAUCCAAGCAGGAGAAGCGAGAGCGUCAGACGCAGAAAGAGGAGACACACGAGCUGACGGAGAAACUGGAUCAGGAGUGGAAGUCCAUCCAGAACCUUCUGGCACGUAAAACUCCCAGAGAACACGAGGAGGAAAAGGACAAACCGAAGCUGGAUGAAUAUGACGUGAUGGUGCGGGAGUUGGGAUUUGAGAUGAAAGCUCAGCCAUCUGAGAAACUCAAAACCCCACAGGAGAUUGCCAGAGAAGAGAGCGAGAGACUGCAAAAACUGGAGGCAGACAGACGGAGGAGGAUGGAGGGGGAAGUGGAGGAAAACCCUAAACACACACACACAUCAGCUGAUGACCUCAGUGACGGAUUCAUCCUCAACAAGGAUGACCGCAAAACACUGUCCUACCAGGAUGGGAAGUGGAACAUUGAGGAAGUGGAAGGUGAAGGAGGAGGUGAUGAAGAGAAGAAUGAUGAUGAAGGGAGUGAUGACAGUAGUGAUGAUGAUGAUGAAGACGAUGAUGAUGGUGGUGAUGAUCAUACUGAUUUGGAAGAUAGCAUAAGUGAUGAGGAUGAGGAAGAUGAAGAAAAAGAGGAAGAGGCUACUGCAGAAGUGAAGCACACACUGAGUGAAGAGGAGAAGAGAGAGAUUCAGGACACAGCCCGUGCAGAGCUGCCCUACACUUUCACAGCUCCUGAGUGUUACACGGACCUGAAGGCAAUGCUGCAGGGUCACUCAGCUGAUGAACAGUGCCUCAUAGUGGAGAGAACGAAGAAGUGCAAUCAUCCCAGUCUGGCUGUGGGAAACAAAGCUAAAUUACAGAAGUUGUUUGGCUUCCUUUUGGAGUAUGUAGGUGAACUAGCUACCCACAAUCCCCCACAGCUCACCACCAUCAACAGACUCAUCCCGCAGAUCUUUUCUUUGUCUCAGCUCUUUCCUGAAGCAGCAUGUCAGGUGAUGCAGUCACUGAUUGGCGAUGCUGCUCACAGCAUGGCGCAGAGUGUAGAGGUCAAAGGUCGUGCUGCAAUCCCAAGGCUGGAUAUGCUCGUCUAUCUGAAGCUCGUCACUCUGCUGUUUCCUGCAUCUGAUUUCCGUCAUCCAGUGACGACGCCAGCCUUCCUCUACAUCAGUGAAGCUCUCACUAAGUGCACAGUCGUGUCUCUGGAGAGUGUGUGUGCAGGUCUGAUACUGUGUUGUAUAGCGGUGGAGUGUGUUUCUCUCUCCCAGCGCUUUAUACCUGAGCUCAUUAACUACCUGCUAGGGCUCCUGCACCUCGCUGUCCCCACACACACCUGUACCGAUUACCAUGUGGUUCCUCCAUUCAGGCCACAUGGGAAGAGCAGUGAGCUGCUGCAUGUGUGUGAUCCACAGUCAGCUCACAGCUGGACCAGGAAAAGCAUCUCGCUCUCAUCAGUCCACAGAGUUACAGCUAUUACAGAGAGGGAACGAGACCACUACAAGUUGUCUGUGCUUUACGUAUGUUUGGAUUUGAUAAAGAGAUGCACAGGGCUUUAUCAACAACUUCCUGCCUACCAGCACAUCUUCCAGCCAAUCAGAAUCCUCCUAGCUAAGCAUCUUCCUGUUACGGAUUACCCAUCCGCUCUGCAGGACCUGCAUAAAGAAAUCCUGGAGGCCAUUCCAGAGACGCCAUCCCAGCAUGCACCACUGGUGUUUAAUAAAAAGAAACCCAUCCCUCUCAAACUGCUGCGGCCCAAAGUGGUGGAAGUGCUGGAUUAUGGGAGGAAACGAGGGAACACAAAAGAGGAGAAGGAAAGAGAGCGACUGAAGCACAAGUAUAAGAAAGAGUUUAAAGGUGCUCUGAGGGAGAUUAGGAAGGACACGCGCUUCCUCGCUCACACCAAACUGUCCGACACCCUGCGCAGGGACACGGAGAGGAAGAGGAAGGUGAAGGAGCUGUACGGUAGUUUGGCCUCUCAGGAGGGUGAGUGGAAAGCACUGAAGAAGAAGAAAAGGAAGUGAUGUCACAGUGCAAACCCCACUUCCUGUGUGAAAAGCUGAAACUGUGUACAGUUUAAUGUUGAAGAAAGCAAGAGUGUCUUGUUGGAGCAAUACACACUUUUUUUUUUUUUUUAAUAAAUCUUUCUGAACCAGUUUGUA
Messenger RNA from Neoarius graeffei (lesser salmon catfish), 2829 nucleotides. RefSeq names its product NOP14 nucleolar protein homolog (yeast) (gene nop14). Gene Ontology annotation, cellular component: Noc4p-Nop14p complex; nucleolus; small-subunit processome. The transcript has 19 exons. Gene Ontology annotation, biological process: maturation of SSU-rRNA. Lineage: Eukaryota; Metazoa; Chordata; Actinopteri; Siluriformes; Ariidae. The coding region runs from base 148 to 2691 and encodes 847 amino acids. The record is from RefSeq and is a predicted model, not a curated record.